Messenger RNA from Paramuricea clavata, 7015 nucleotides. The record is from the annotation of a GenBank genome assembly. Lineage: Eukaryota; Metazoa; Cnidaria; Anthozoa; Malacalcyonacea; Plexauridae.
UGUUUAGGAAAGUAUGUUGAACGUCUUCGCGGUGCUGAAAAGAAAAUCGAGACAUUUCCAUGUCCCACAUGUCGCUCAGAGUUUACUCUCAAAUCAAACCAAGAUGUCGCUGAACUGCCAAGCAGUUAUUUCAUUAAGAAUAUGCUGGAAAUUAUGGCGAUUCAACAAAAAGCGAAAACAUCCACCACAUGUUCACGCUGCCAAAAUCCUGCCAUUAGUCACUGCUCAUCAUGCGAAAUAUUUUUGUGUAAGAAAUGUUCAGAGUGGCAUGAUAGUUGGUCAUUGUUGAAAAACCAUCAUGUGUUAUCUGUACAGGAACUGAGCAAUCCUAAAAGUCAAGUAAAACUGAGAAGAAAACUUUAUUGCGCAAAACACGAAGACAAAAUACUUGAAUAUUAUUGUGAAACAUGCAAAGAACUUUGUUGUAUAGAUUGUGUAGUGUUAAUUCAUACCAAACCAAACCAUUCUUGUGUGGCAAUGCGCGAGAUCAAACAGAAACAAAGAGAAGCAUUGCAAUCAAGCUGCACAACACUUGAUGAGAAAUUAGCUGAAGGAAAGAAAGCAUUAAACAACAUUUGUGAGGUGAUGAAGUCUCUUGAAAAGAAUGCUAAAACGGCUAAAGAUCAAAUAAAAAAACAAAAGGAAAAUAUCUUGAACAUUGUGGGAGAAAAACUUGACGAGAGAGCAAAGAUAAUGAAUGAGGAAGUGGACAAGGUUUAUGGUGAAUUACACAGUAAACUGAGCAAACAACAUGAUGAAAUGAAAGAUUAUCUUGAUAAAGUCCAAGCUUCAGUGUCCUUGCCAAAAAAUCUCGUAAAGAGAGGAAGUAUCGAAGAAAUUAUGUCUUCACAAAAAUUGAUUGAUGAGAAAAUCGAGAAGUUGAGCAAUCAACAACCAGAGAAUCUGGCCGCAGUGAAUGAUGGUAGUAUUCAGUAUGUACAAGACGACGUUGGUAAUAUCAAUGUUGAUGAAAUUGUUGAUAAGUUAGGACAUGUGGAAGGUAUGUGAAAUUUACGGUAUAUAACCGUCAGUACAUUAUAGAGUUUCAGAUUCGACUUCUGCACUACCGCUACCACUAACGCACGAUCAACUAUUAAUCAGAUGUGUUUGAUAUAUUUCAUUAACCAAUCGGAUACGUACUAAGUCAGUGAAAAGUAGUCGUAGCGGUAGUAGAAGUCAAAUUUGAACCUCUAUAAUAUUAUCGUCAGUAUAUACAUAAAUUAUCUUCCUUUACAGAAUAGGUAUGUUAAGGGUACACAAGAAUCGGGUUCCAUCAGGAAUUUUGAUUGUUUUAUGUCGAAUUUUCAGGCCGGAUCUAACUUAAAAACAUGGUAGUAGGCUAACUGUGCAACUAAUUAAAUUUACCCAUAAUUUCCCAACACUUUGCUCCCUCCGAGUACGAUGGUUUGGCAUUGCACAGGUACUAUGUCAAAAUCAAGGGUGGGUAGUAGCGAAGUAGUUGUAGUUCGCUACUGUAGCGAACUACAAUUUUCAAGUAGCCAGUAGUUUUUGACUACUUUUUCAAAACAGUAGCUGUAGUUAUAGCGAACUACAUUUUGCCUAAAAGUAGCCAAGUAGUUGACUACUGUUCAAACAGCAAAUCGCUAUUCGCUACUUUUUAAAAUUGUUAGCAACUUGAUAGAAUAGAAUGUUAUUAAGACACAGUUUGCUUAAAAUAAAUACUCAAUUUGCACGAAUAAAGUAUGCCGUGCAACUGUUCAAACUGUGCAAGUGCAUGCCGUCUUAUUUACUCGCGUAAGUCGAUUUGUUAUAGGUUACAUUACAGCCUGAGCUAUAGUAGAUGUUCCAAAUACAGUAAAAUUAAAAAAUAUUGAGUAGCGAAAUAGCGAAGUAGUUCGCUACAUUUUUUAAGCAGUAGCUGUAGUCAGUAGCGAACUACUUUUGUUCAAAAGUAGCAGUAGUUGUAGCUGACUACAUAUUUUUGAAGUAGCUGUAGUUAUAGCGAACUACAAAAAGUUUGUAGUCAACCCACCCUUGGUCAAAAUACAUACUAUAGGAUCCGGCAUUGGAAAAACCAUGAACAGUACCAUUUGCCACAGGAUGCAUUGUGGCAUGCCAUGGCGGAUUGACUAUAUGCUGUACAGUGGCAAAUAGUCCUGCAUGUUAACUUGGAUGCGAGGCUCCUUAUAUAGUGGGAAACUCGUUGCUACUUAAGAAUUUUAAGGACAAGAGUUAAAGAACAUAUGGCCUGAUAUUUACAAACACUUAUCGCAUAAAUUUACAGCAUACAUACACUAUAAUUUCUUUCUUGAUGACUACACUCCUGAAUCACUAAUUUUCAAUAACUGUAAUAUAUUAGACAAAUCCAGACAUUGCAGGUCAUUGUUACUCGAUCUAUUUAGGAAUCUCAAUGUACAGCAUAUUUAUCGCCAGAAACCGGCCUGUUUUCGAAUCAACUAAAACCUUUAAAAAACUUGUAAUCUUAUAUAUAUAUACUAGCUUAUCACAUGUCAUUUCAUCUUUUAAACAUUUGAGUUUCAGCAGCGUCAUUCCUGAUGAUGACUGCAAGUUAGUCGAAACGUAGAAUAAAAAUGUUAACCGUUUCAGGGGUGUGUAUUUUCUAAAGUCACUCAGUGGCAACUGCAUGUAAUGGAAACCGCUCUUCAUACUACACAUUAAAUUUAGUUGCUAUUAUCUUCAGUUGUAAAGAUCUUUUGUGGGUUAUAUAAAAUUCAUUGUUUACUGUAGGUGGUGUUUCUGUAACGCACAAUCUACUAAAAAAGUCAUCCAGUAUUUUGAAAGGAGAGAUUGCCUUCAUGAAGCAACUACAGAAAUGGUUGGGAGAGAAGUGUAAAUGGAAUCUUUGUUACAGAGCUUCCAGAGAUGGUUGGAGUGCCCAAGAUUUCCACAAACAUUGUGACAAUAAAGGGCCGACAGUGGUUUUGGUGAAAGCCAGUGAUUGUAUCUUUGGAGGAUACACUGACCAACACUGGGCAUCUCCAGGUAUGUAAGAAUAUAUAUAUAUAUAUAUAUAUAUAUAUAUAUAUAUAUAUAUAUAUAUAUAUAUAUAUAUAUAUAUAUAUAUAUAUAUAUAUAUAUAUAAUAAUAAUAAUAUUUGCAUAAUUUAUGAGAGCUAUACGGUAUAUAUUUGUCCUGCAAGCCGGUUUAAUACUAUUUAUUAAUUAAGACUAUGUUCGCACAAGGUUGGACGAAUUCGGCAGCAUACGCUGUGACGUGAAGUCAGUCGCGUUGGAACAUUCUUAAUUUGAGACAUUACGUUAUUAUGCUGGGUCAUACUUUUAUUAUAUUUAUCGUAUAGGCUAUGUAGUGUCUAAAAAUAGUAUUUAUGUGAUGUUCUAUAAAUAUCUGUCGCAUGGUAUAUAAAAGCAGCGAAAACUUAAGCUAGAAAGGAUUAGAAAUAGUAAUUUGUUGUUGUUAAUGUUUGCUGUUGUUCAAGAAGAAGAAUUUGAUAUUGUUGGAGUUACUGUCGUCGCAAAGUUAACAAGACUUAAAGAACUAUACACAAAAGUGUGAAAGGACAAAGUCUGAAAAGCAAAGCUUUGUCAUUGUCAAUAGACAGAUAAGUUUAAACUUUAAACUAUCCUGAUUCUUCGUUCUUUUAUUAAUAAAUAAUUUAAAAAUAAGGCCCGGUUUAGACGCCGUGCUUUUCAUGAGCCGAACUUAAUACAAUGAAUUAAGCACUAGGGUUGGGCGAUAUUAAAAAAAUCAUCUCACGAUUAUUGUCGAGCAAAUUAUGAUCACGAUAUUCGAUAAUAUCGCGAUAAAUGCAAUAAAAACAAUGACCACAUUUUUCAAUUCUAAUUAAUAUCAAAGCAUAGUAACCUUAUACAUAAUCUUAUUAAAAACUAAUAAAACAACAAAUUACAGUAAUAUGAAGGCUUUUUCUAGUCUAAUAUUUACUGUUCAUAAACCUGAACUGUCUAUGCAGUGUCUACUGUGUCUCCGCAGGCACAAAUGCCGUUGGCACACAGCGCAAGCAAAGCCUAGCUGCAAUUUUAUUGUUCAGCGGCUUACUAACUUACCAAGGCUUACUAACUUACCAAGCCUUACUAACUUACCAAGCCUUACUAACUUACCAAUGAUUACUAGAUUACCAAGGAUUACUAGUUUACCAAAAAGUACUAGUUUACCAGUGAUAGUAGGGAUUAUUUGGAUGUAUAAAAGUUAGAACGGUAUAUUGGUGAACGUAACACCAAGAAUUAACCAAUAUAUCGUAUUAAAUUCGUAUUUAAUUCAGGAAAUAGUUUUAAUUCUUUUAAAAACUAUAUUUUCUAGAAAUUGAAGGAAAUUUUUAAGGAUUUUUAUAAAAGCUAUAUACACAUGCGAAGCAAUAUCACGAUAGUCAUCGAGCAUGACGAUGAUUUCGAUAUAUCGUCGCUGUAGUUUCUACCUUCGAUACGCUAAUCGCGAUUGAAAAUAUCGGGAUAAAUCAAAAUAUCGAAAUAUCACCCAACCCUAUUAAGCACAUGAGAAGCACGGCGUCUAAAUCAAUUAAGCACUGCACUUAUAAUAUUAAGCACGCCUAAAUUAAUAAGUUCGCCUGGUUCAUGCGUGCUACACAGCUGAAGCACAUGUUGAUUUAUACUGCCGUGCUUUACAUGAGCCGUACCAAAUGGAUAAAUUAUGAUAAAAUAGAACAUUUAUAGUGCGCGAGCGUUGAUUGGUCGAGAAGCUUGUUUCUACACGGGAAAUUUCCCGCCUAAACUUACAACCAUAAACAAAACAAUUCUAAUGCAAAUUAAGCAACGUUAAAAACAACUUUAACUACUCAGCUCAUUUUGUAACUAUAUAUUAUAGUCAAAAAUACAAAAUACAAACACGUACCUUCCCGCUUCCGCUUAUAGCUUGUUUUGUAUUUCGGUAAUUUGUUCUAUUUUUACUGUAGUGAUUACCGCUUUAUCGGCAAAUAUUGGGGUAGAAUUUCCCUUUCUUUUCUUUAUAUACGUGAAUUUCUAGCAAAGGAUACACCUUUCGUUAGAUUCUUUGCAUAAAAGUUGCGAAAUUAGGCUUAUAGCGAUAUUUGCUGAUAAAGGCAAAAAGCGGCGGUAAUCGCUACAGAAAAAUAGAACAAAUUAUAGAAAUACAAAACAAAUCACAGAAGCGGAAGUGGGAAGGUUUUUGUAUUUUGACUGUGAUUUUCAAACAAAGUUCUUUCUUGCAGUGAAAUUGAUGGAUCGAGUCUACUACAAAUCUUUUUUUAGUUAUAUUAUGAAAUAAAUAUUAACUGAUUUAUUAUGUGUGAACCAUACAGUUAUAGAAACACUUGUAGUAGUUUGGGAGAACUCGAAUAACGUGGAAAAACUCGCCCUAAGCCUAUUGGUCUCGUUUUCCCAUACAUUAUAUCCAGGCAUUAUGCUAUGUUUGUAGUAAUAAGGCUUUUCAAAAAGCAGUUGAAAUUUUUAAUAACCGUAAACCUGUAGACGCUCAGAAGUGCCAAGAUUGUAUGUGAUAAACCCUUUUUUCUUAUUAUGAAAUGUCACUCGCCCCAGGUUUCGAAGUGAAGCAGCGCAAAUUAUUAAGUACGGCUCAUGAAAAGCACGCCUGUCUAAAUCAAAAUUAGAAGUACGCCUAUUUUACUCGAGUAAAAUAUGAAUUAAGUUCGGUUCAUGAAAAGCACCGCGUCUAAACUGGGCCUAAUUAGACUCUUCUGCUUUUAAGUCUUUCUUGUUACGGUGAACGUAACUUGUUACGGUGAACGUAACAACGCAAAUUCGUCCAGUUUCAUUUGUUUACACGGGGAUUCCUAGGGUUAGCUCUGUUUGAUUUCGUCAUGCAGUUACAUGCGUCCGAUGUGAACGCAUGGAUAAGGUGAUAGUCGUGAAAUUGAGAGUAUGGUUUAGAAUUCGUCCAGUCCCAUGUGAAGGAGGGUCAAUUGGGUCAUAAUCAUCCCAAUCAUGUCCAAAAGUAAAUAUUAUAGAAACUAUUAAAUAUUUUAUUAAAAUUUAAUCAUUAAUUUUGUUCAAUUUUAAGGUGGUGUUUAUAAGCAUUCCAACGCGUCAUUUUUAUUCUCCUUACGCAACAAAGACAACCUCGCUCCAUUUAUUGCCAACAUCAAGCAAGGUCAGGAGCAAUAUGCAAUCUUGUGUAAUUUUGGUUAUGGACCAAUCUUUGGUUCAGGUAAUGAUCUGGUCAUUUGUAACAAUCCGGAAGUUAAUCGAUCAUACAGCAAUUUUGGAUCCUCAUACCAACUUCCUCCUGGUUAUAUCAAUAACAGUGAACAAGCAAAGAACCUUCUUGCUGGUCAGUACUAUUUCGUAACGACAGAAAUCGAAGUCUUCAACUGAAAAGUGCAUUUGUUUACUUACUUCAACGGAAAAUAACAUUACAUUGAUUACGACCGCUCUUAGCAAUCACUUUUGGACAGUGAUUUUGCAAUGUUAUAAAGUAUUAAGAAUUAAUGUGAAUAUUCUGAGUCAUGCACUGUAUGAAUUUUAUAAAUUAAAAUUGGUCUUUGCCUCAACAGUAGCGGUUACUGGAGUCAACAAAUGAAAGGCCUCGAAGAAGACUUGUGAAAAACCGAUUGUUAUACAGCCGACGGUAAUCAAUUAUCUAAUCAGCAUAUAGCCUAGGGAAGCCUCACAUAUCGAUUUUUUCCACGAGAAACGUCAUAUGUUUGUUUGAGGGUGGGGGGUUGGCAGCUGUGACGUUUCUCUGUAAACAUCAUGGAAAAAUUCGAUAGUUUUUAUCUUUGCAGAAUAUAAAAAAGAAAACAAUUUGAUACAAACAGCAGUCUAUAUAUUCGUAAUACGAUACCUGUUCUAUACCUGUACAUUUAUAUUAUUACGCCUUCCUUGCAUUGAAAACACUCAAAUUUCAAGAAAAACGCGCUAAAAUUACCAAUAUUUCAUGCAAAAAAAGUUGUUUUGAGAAACGUUGGAAAUUUUGAAGUUCAUAUAUAUAUUAAUAAAAAAAGAGUAUGUCAGCAGAAUAUGACAUAUUCCUCAAGGAAGCAUCGCCAAUAGCCGACCAAAAAAAAAUAGUAGAAAAUUACCUUAUGUGUACUCAUAGUGUACUGUAAGAACAAAAUAUCGAU